AUUUUAAGAGACUCAGCUGGGAAUGUAAAACUUGGUGACUUUGGGGCCAGCAAACGCAUCCAAACCAUCUGCAUGUCUGGGACCGGAAUUAAAUCAGUGACAGGGACCCCGUACUGGAUGAGCCCAGAGGUGAUCAGCGGAGAAGGAUAUGGGAGGAAAGCGGAUGUGUGGAGUGUGGCAUGCACAGUAGUGGAAAUGCUGACAGAAAAACCACCGUGGGCAGAAUAUGAAGCCAUGGCCGCCAUUUUCAAAAUAGCUACCCAGCCAACAAAGCCCAGACUGCCGGACAAUGUUUCAGAUUCUUGUAGAGAUUUCAUGCAAGUAAUAUUUGUGGAAGAGAAAAGGAGGCCCACAGCAGGAACUUUUAAGGCA
Staurois parvus is the source of this 372-nucleotide messenger RNA. Lineage: Eukaryota; Metazoa; Chordata; Amphibia; Anura; Ranidae. The record is from the annotation of a GenBank genome assembly.